Molecule: messenger RNA, 5015 nt
Organism: Grus americana (Whooping crane)
Lineage: Eukaryota; Metazoa; Chordata; Aves; Gruiformes; Gruidae
Gene: TMEM144
Product: transmembrane protein 144
Exons: 14
Coding region: 2948-4021 (357 amino acids)
Biological process (GO): carbohydrate transmembrane transport
Cellular component (GO): membrane
Molecular function (GO): carbohydrate transmembrane transporter activity
Source: RefSeq, a predicted model, not a curated record
AAGUUUGAAGCCUAUCUAAUCUUCCUACUGCAACUCUCUACAGAUUAUCUGGAGGAAAUGAUAAAAGGAUAUGGAGAAUUGUUCUUCAUUCCUCAUUUCAUUUGUAGCCUUGCAAUUAAAAUGUAGCGUACCCACUGAUGUACAGUGUUGACUGCUGAGGGGGUUUUUGAGGCUUUCUAAAUGUGGUGAUAGCAAUAUUUCCUUUAUUUUUCAUGUUCAGAGAGGAGAACUCAUUCUUUAAUUGUUGCCCCAUAACAUUCUUUGGACUGGAUAGUGGUAGGAAUUCAGCUAAAUAUCUUGUUAUUUUAGCAGAUAUUUGCCUCUAGUUUUGGAUCUUUAAAAGAUAACACAUCAAGACACAUUCUUUUUUUCAGCUCUCAUUGUGUACAAGUCCAGCGCCCCACUAGAUUUCACAAAACAAUGAAGGCUGGAAUGGCUAUGGACUAGUUCAGAAAGCAAACACUUCUUUGUGUUUCAGGAAAGACAAAGAAAAUGUUUGUUGUUCAGGAAGGACUGCCACCCAGGGUGCUGCUGAUGGUGCUGGAUAAGCAACAGACUCUGAAGCAGCUGGCAGAGCCAGCACUGCCGCCAGCCUUCCUAGCAGUCUCUGGCUAACCCGCAGGCAGUGCAAGCAGCACGAGCAGCAUCCCUGAGCAGCAGCAUCCCUCUGCAGGGGAGGGGUGGACUGAGCCAACGACCACCAGUCACAAGCUCCUGCGUCUUGACUCGUGCUUGCAGCCUCAAAGAGCACCAUCCAGUUACUUCAGUGCUCUGCUCCAUUUUCAAAUCUCUGAAGAUGGGAAGAUGAUAGGAACCCAUUUUUCAGGAAAUAACAAAAAUUCACCAAUUCACCAGAAAGUUCUCAAAACUUCCUGUUCACAGGGUUUACACAUAACUCAUCCUCCUCUAUGCAAUCUCCUAUAGCCUCUCACCUUCGCAUCCUUCUUAAUCCUACCAAGUACAGCUUCUUCCUUCUCAUCUGAAUUAUUAUUCAUACUCCUUUUUUACAACUUCUUUCGUAGGUUAAUCUUCUUCCUUUUUUAAUCUAGCCUAAGGACAGCCUUUUGGGAUAGUGAAUGCUACAGCUGGAGAAUUAAAGAAAAACAGAGAAAACUAUUAGUAACAAGAGUGUUACAAUAUUAUUAUCAUUACAAAAAGGUACCUAGCAGCUAUUAUGUUUCUCUCCAAAUUCUCCAGUUUGUAUUUUUAAACCAAUACAUCUCCUAUUUCUUCAUCUAACCCUUCCUUCUUGCUCCACUCAGUCAUUUCAGUGUUAAGAGAUAUGGGAUUUAAAGAUGCUUAUUUUCAUAGUUUUCCAAGAUGUCUUAGUUUGGUUCUCCCCAUUGUAGCUAUGACUGCAGAAGUUGCUGUGAUUCAGCAAAGAACAAAAUAUUGUCUGUGCUGGUUUGUAGAGCAUUUUGCAACAAAAGACGCUCUUUAAGUGGACGCUUGUUAUAUUUGUAGAAGGCUCUGAAAUUUGAAAUAUGAAUGUUGCCAUUUUCCAUUUUAGUAAAUAUUGUGCAUUCAUGGAAUUCCUUUCCCAUAUACUUUUCAUCUCCAACAACCUAGGAUUUCAGUGAAACCAAACAGCACAAAUUAAUGAAUCAGAAUCUGUCCAUAUUUGAGGUGUUUCAUUUGUACCAUCAGUGUCAUUUCAACUGUUGUGUUAAUGAGAAAAACGAUGCUCCAAAACCAGCAUGGUUUGAAGAAAUAGUGAGAAGUAGAUGAAACAGUGAGGAAUAGGUGAGUAUCAGUUCAAGUGGGGUAGAGACAGUAAUCAGAAGCGAUUGCUGAUGACUCCCCUGAGAUCCAUUCUUCCAAAUGAAACCAGGUGCGGGACUUUUGGAAAACAUGUUGUUCAAUAUCAAGAUUCUUUUGAAGCCAAGACUCAACACCCGUCUUUAUCCCUGGACACUUGAAAGGAUGUAGUUUCAGGCUAGGCUCCUUACUGUGCAUGCUCUUGCUUUCUAUGUGCAGGCUGUUCAAUGUAAAAGAUUAAUACUUUUCUUAACAUUUUCUUUUUUUCUUAAUAAUGUAACAUGUAGACUUGUAUUGCCCUUAGAAUAAAAAGUACCUUUUUUUUCCCAGUCUACAUUUGUGAUUAUUGCACAGGACGUUGUUCCUCUUGGAUGCGCUACAGCUAAACUGUUUCCAUAGAGACGUUCUGCAGUUCAUCUAUCUAAAUGUCACACGGACAGACAGUUAUGUUAAAAUGAUUGAUAAAUGGUCCACUCCUAGCUUUACCGAGUCCACAGGCCUGGGAACUUAUUCUCCAGAGAAAAAUUCGUAUGUCUUUAUUAUGGAUAACACAGAUUUGAUUUGAUUAAUACAAAGCAUUACUUUAGAAGGCUUGUGCUGUGUUUGUAAGGAGAUCAGUUUGGGCUGCCAUCUGGAAACUGUACUCCAAGAGGACAGAGAGAAAUGUUUGCUUCGUGACUAAACGUGCUGACUAACAGUCUGCGCUUUAACUGGUCUGGGUCAAAUCCUUACAGGGAAAUCUGUAAAAAUCUCUUCUCCACAUUGUGAAAAAGAUUUUUUUUUCCCCACUCAGAUUUGGUUGUUGAACAACGCGGGGGCUUUCCAGAGCAAAAGGUGGUAAUUUUUGUGCUUAGGGAGGCCUCAGGAGUGGGAGAGGAGCGCAAGGAGGGCACCCUUUCCCCUCGGGUAGCAGUCCCGUCUUCAAACCGUGCCUGCAGCCCUGGGCACAAGCUGCCAAACCCAGGGCGCCUUUUAUGCCAUGGGUAGUGUGGUAACAGCGACAGCCUACGAAAUACACAGGUGCACUUCCACUAAAAAAUAACUAACACUGAUGGCCCUGCCGAAGCUGUAGAUAAAAGCACAACCUCAGCAGAUGCUGUUCUCUGUGUCCUAAGGACUCCAGAAAAGAAUCUGUCAGGACCCACAGCAAAACAACUCCACAAAAAAGGCACCUGCCUGCAGAACAAAGAUGAACAUCGGGAAAGCUUACAGUACCUUGAACAUCAGCAAUGGAACAGAUCUAGCUAUUGGCUUUACCUCUUCCACAGUAGCUGUCCUUCUAUUUGGGACAAACUUUGUGCCUGUUAAGAAAUUUGAUACUGGUGAUGGCAUGUUCUUCCAAUGGAUUCUCUGUGCCUCCAUAUGGAUAGUUUCUUUGGUGGUCAAUUUAAUACAGAAUUGCCCGCGGUUUUGGCCUCUUGCUAUGGUUGGGGGUUUUUUGUGGGCUACAGGCAAUGUUUCAGUUGUCCCUAUUGUUAAAACUAUUGGCUUAGCUCUUGGUCUUUUGAUAUGGGCUUCUUUUAAUUUGUUGACAGGUUGGGCAAGUUCAAGGUUUGGUUGGUUUGGAAUUGACCCAGAAGAGGUAUCAAGACCAAUCCUAAAUUGCAUUGGAGCUGGACUUUCACUAUUAAGUGCUGUCAUAUUUCUUUUUAUAAAAACUGAAGUCCAGAGUUCUUCAGCUUCAUUAGAAAGUACACCUUUACUGAGAGAAAGUUCUAUUAAUGUUUCUGAAGAUACCUCUGAUGACUCAUGGGUGAACAGACUUUCUCCAGCAAAAAAAAGACUCAUAGGAUGUAGCCUGGCUGUAGUAGCUGGAAUACUCUACGGUUCCAGUUUUGUACCAGUACUUUACAUCAAGGACCAUGGAAGAAGAAAUGAAACUAUAUACGCAGGAGCAAGUCAAUUUGAUUUAGAUUAUGUUUUUGCACACUUCAGUGGAAUAUUUCUUACAAGUACCAUCUACUUUUUGAUCUACUGUGUAGUCAGGAAAAAUAAACCUAAUGUUUAUCCCCAAGCCAUAUUGCCAGGGUUUGUUUCUGGUGUGCUUUGGGCAAUAGCCAAUUGCUGCUGGUUCAUAGCCAAUCACUAUCUCAGUGCUGUGGUCAGCUUUCCAAUAAUUACUGCAGGUCCUGGCCUUGUUGCUGCAAUGUGGGGAGUCCUUGUAUUUAAAGAAAUCAAGGGCCUGAAAAACUACGUGUUACUCUCAGUAGCAUUUUGCAUCAUUUUGGCUGGAUCACUCUCCACGGCUUUUUCUAAAGUUUGAAAGGAUCCUGCGGACCAGUAGAUGGUGCUACUGUUUAACAUAAUCAGAAAGACAAGAUUGGUAUAUCGCAGUACGUGAUAACUUUCAAAAUGUAUGACCAACAUUUACCAUAACGUGCUUCAGGCAAGUGAAAAAGAAAACCUUUGCUAAAUGUUCCCAUUUGGCAUGAAAGAAAAUCUGGAAAUGUUUGUUUCUUGGAACAGUAAGAAUGUCAAAGGAUUUUUAUUAAAUAAAGCUAAAUGAUUUUAUAGUUACUAAUUUUUUUUCUGGUUCAGGUACUAAACUUCAUGUGAUCAUAAAAUGUAUUUCACUGUUGUGAGGGUGGAUAAAUGGAUUUUAAUUUUUAGUCUGCAGUACUGUGUGUAUUUGCAAGCUGAUUUGUUUUAUUAUAAUAUUCUGUGUUACUGACUUGAAUGUAAAAUAUGCCUUGGAAUAUUCUUUAUGGAGCUGAUACACAUGAAGAUAUGAAGCGGUUUUUUAUUUAGAAACAUUCUUUAAAGUCAUCAGUUUACAUAAAAAUUUUAUCUUUCAAUCACUUAAGAGUUUUGAAGGAAAUACAGAAAAAAAUGGUGCUGUAAAAUAAAUUGCUUGUGUUUCCUGCUAGUUUCUUUAGUUGCAAGAACCUUAUGUAGAAAUCAUGACCACGGUACGAAUAUUUGGGAAAGUUUGGGGUUUUUUAUUUCAGUUCUAUGGAACUUUGCAAGUAAACAUUACAUUUCUGUAACUUGCGGUGUUGCAAUAUGAGCCAAGUAUGUGGUUCAGAGUUUGUUUUCAAAUAACUUUGGGCAUUUUCUGAAUGCUUACUUUUCUGUGUAGCAUAUUCAAAUCUUAAAAAUUAUGUAUGGCAAUAUUUAUUACAUUGAAGCAUCAUGCUAAAUCCGCUCAAUCAUUGUCCUGUCCAAAGUAAGGUCAUCUCUAUGUAAAUCACUUCUGCCAGUUACCGUCUAACUUGUUUCUUUGAAAAAAUAAAUAAAAGAAGUAGUUUGCCUAAAAA